Messenger RNA from Pseudoliparis swirei, 2030 nucleotides. RefSeq names its product cytochrome c oxidase assembly protein COX15 homolog (gene cox15). Gene Ontology annotation, molecular function: oxidoreductase activity, acting on NAD(P)H, heme protein as acceptor. The transcript is spliced from 9 exons. Gene Ontology annotation, cellular component: mitochondrial inner membrane. Bases 85 to 1308 code for a protein of 407 amino acids. Gene Ontology annotation, biological process: heme A biosynthetic process. The record is from RefSeq and is a predicted model, not a curated record. Lineage: Eukaryota; Metazoa; Chordata; Actinopteri; Perciformes; Liparidae.
UAAGCACCACUAACAUCCAGCUCUGGCUAUUCUUACAGCUUCAACUCGCACUUCACGACAUUAGCGAACCGCAAGACAUCAAACAUGUUACUUUCUUCUCUGCGGACAACAAUCUUGUGCAGUUGCAGAAGGGCAGGACAUGGAUUUCAACACAGCAGCCGGAGUCCGCAGCUGCGACACUGGCUUGUGAAGAGAGGUCAGAGCACCAUCGCAGCAGAGGCGGGGGCCUCCUCUGCUGCGGCGGCAUCUACGGUCCCAAACGCGGCCACGAAUCGCAUACUAGGUCGCUGGUUACUCGGCUGCAGCGGACUGGUGGUUGGGGCUAUUGUCUUGGGGGGUGUCACGAGGCUAACAGAAUCCGGGCUUUCUAUGGUGGACUGGCAUCUGGUGAGAGAGAUGAAGCCCCCUCAGUCGCGAGCCGAGUGGGAGGCUGAGUUUUCUAAGUACCAACAGUACCCUGAAUUCAAAAUAAUGAACCAUGACAUGACUCUGCAAGAGUUUAAGUUUAUCUUCUACAUGGAGUGGGGUCAUCGUAUGUGGGGAAGGCUGGUUGGACUGGCGUACAUCCUCCCUACCGUUUACUUCUGGAGGAAAGGAUACUUCACUCGCUCCAUGAAGGGAAAAGUGCUUGGGCUUUGUGGAUUUGUCUUCUUCCAGGGUCUUCUGGGGUGGUACAUGGUAAAAAGCGGUCUGGAGGAGAAACCCGAGUCUCAUGACGUCCCGCGGGUCAGCCAGUAUCGCCUGAGUGCUCACCUCGGUUCGGCCUUGUUGCUUUACUGCGCCAGUCUCUCGACAGGACUCACUCUGCUGCUGCCUGCACACAAGCUCGCAGAAACCAAACGUCUCAUGCAGCUUCGGAGGUUUGCCAAGGGUACUGGUGGACUCGUCUUCCUCACUGCUCUUUCUGGUGCCUUUGUUGCUGGUUUGGAUGCUGGGCUGGUGUACAACUCAUUCCCUAAAAUGGGAGAUCGGUGGAUCCCAGAUGAUCUGCUGGCUUUCUCUCCACCACUCAAGAACUUCUUUGAAAAUCCCACGACUGUGCAGUUCGACCACAGAAUGUUGGCGAUCUCUUCUUUGACCGCAAUCACAGGCCUGUAUCUGUUCUCACGGAGGAUGCUGCUACCCAGGAGGGCCAAGAUCGCCAUCAGCCUCCUCGCGGCAAUGGCCUAUGGACAGGUUGCCCUCGGUAUCAGCACCCUGUUGCUGUACGUCCCUACUCCACUGGCAGCGACUCACCAGUCUGGAUCAGUUGCUCUUCUCUCACUGGCCAUUUGGGUUCUGGCAGAGCUCCGCAAGAUGCCCAAGUAAAGGCCCACUGCGUUGUGGACAAAACAAUCCCGACCAGCUACACAUCAAGCCUCUAAGAGCCAGCAAUGUCAUGAUGAACAAGUCCUUCUGAGAGAAAACUGAAAAAACCAAUGCGUUGAAAAUGUAAAAAUGUUUUAUUUAACAUUUGACUAUUAUGCAUAAUUACGCUGAAGCAUCUCCUGUGGUGCUGCAGUGUAGUCCUCACAUGGUAACACUUAAGUAUUUCAGCACACUGUUAUGAAAGCAGUGUUAUGAGUGUUGAUAAUUACACAUACAUCAAGGCUGUCAAUGGGGAACUGUCUGAAGCAUUUAUUGAUGCAUUUUAUCAUCAGAAGAUCACAACUUUAUGUGAAGUCUUUUGUUUUACAAGGAAUCAAACACGUGCAAAGCAAAAUCAAGCACAUGUAAAGUUUCUAUCCACUUUUAAUGAAACAUCGACCACAGGAUUUCCAGUGAAUACGUGUUAUGAAUUUGGUUUGCAGCCAGCCAAAAUUCUGCAGCAAUAUAUUGAAUAGUCUUUUUGAUCUUGUACAGGAUGUUUUGGUUGCUCACCUCUUGCCUUGUGUCUGGUCAUACAUGGUUAGUUGUGGCUGUUGGGUUCAUGUGUAAAAUAAUGUAUAUUUAAGUUAUGAAUCUUUUCUUGGUGACAGGAUGAUGAAUGAAAAGGUGUACUUUGUCUUAUUUGUAUUAAAGACAUGUAUGUACUGUCUUUAAAAUUCAAA